GUAACAACAACAAUGACCGGUUUCCAUCAAAGUUGUCCAAAAUUUUCUCUUUUAACUAACUKGACGUUUUAAUGCUUGAUCGCAGCGAAUCCAGGCAUUAUGAGUGGUGAAUCCAGUGUGCAUAAGCGAGAAGUCAUGACUGAAUCGAUAAACGACUUUAACGAGGCGAAAGAGUCCAACGAACCGAGCGACGUCGAACACAAAACCGGUGAAGAAACGCCGACGAAGUACAACAAAACCUUUAUUUUACUUUGUACUCAUUUGAAUGCUGUGUCGUAUUCAGUGUGCUUCUGGAUUCAAAUAGGAGUUUUACCGUAUCUUUCAAAGAAGCUUGGUGCUGACCCAGUAGUGUUUGGAUAUCUACAAACCACCUUCGCAGUUGUCCAGCUGUGUGGAGGACCAAUUUAUGGCCGAUUUGGUGAUCUGUUUGGCAGCAGGGCAGCUUUGAGUCUAGCGUUUUUUGCAGCUGCUGUUAGUUAUGGGAUUCUUGGCAUGUCAACUUCUGUUACGAUGCUGUUCCUUUCACGAUUGCCAUCUAUUGUUAUGCAUGCAAUGCAAGGUUCACAGAUGAUUGUUACAGAUAUUUCUGAUGAAUCAGAGCGUUCCAAUGCACUAGGCAAGCUUGGUGUGUCCUAUGCUAUUGGGAUGGUCAUAGGUCCCUUUCUUGGUGGUAUUCUCAGCAAACUCUAUGGUUUACAGUUUGCUGCCAUGUGUUCCUGUGUCGUGUCUUUGGCCAGUGCUGUCAUGGUUACCAUGCUUCUGCCUAAAAAUACAAAGGCUCUCUUCCAUAAGACGAGUCAUUCAGAUGYACCAAGGUCAUCAUCAAGUGUGUUUGACUUCAAGAAGAUCUCAGAAUUAUUAAAGAUUCCCUCUGUACUGUACUUGCUCCUCCUCAAGAUUUCUACUGCUAUCCCAUUUGGUAUUUUCCAGUCAAUGUUUGCAAUAGUUUCAAUGGAGUAUUUCAAACUGGAUCCGCAGCAUAAUGGAUUUGUUUUGUCAUAUGCUGGUACACUUUCCAUUCUUGUUCAAGGCAUUGGUGUUGGAUACGUGACCAAGAGAUUCAAUGAGACAGAUCUUCUAAAGUGGUCCAUUGCUUCUAUUGCUGUUGCCUAUGCUCUCAUGUUCAUGGUCACAGACAUCUAUCAAUUCUGUGCUGUCUUGGUUCCCUUGGUUACUGGCGGCACUAUACUGACUAUCAUUUCCACUUCUGCCUUGACUAAAGCCGUCGAUAUAAAAGACACUGGUGUUGUCUUGGGCCUUUCCAUGGCCUGCAAUUCUUUUGUCAGGAGUCUUUCUCCUACGCUUGGUGGAUUUUUAUUCAAGAUGUAUGGAUGGCCAGCAUUCGGUGGAUUCGGCUUCGUUGUCAAUGCUGUGAUAGUUUUGUUUUUGAUGGUUUAUGGGAAGAAAAGUCUUUAACAGUUACUUGAAAGAAUUUUAAUAUUAUUACUUUUAUUAUUUUAGAUUGUUUAGAGC
Messenger RNA from Actinia tenebrosa (Australian red waratah sea anemone), 1473 nucleotides. Its product is annotated as solute carrier family 22 member 18. Lineage: Eukaryota; Metazoa; Cnidaria; Anthozoa; Actiniaria; Actiniidae. The record is from RefSeq and is a predicted model, not a curated record. Gene Ontology annotation, biological process: transmembrane transport. Gene Ontology annotation, molecular function: transmembrane transporter activity. Gene Ontology annotation, cellular component: nuclear envelope.